Perkinsus marinus ATCC 50983 is the source of this 985-nucleotide messenger RNA. RefSeq lists its product as hypothetical. The record is from RefSeq and is a predicted model, not a curated record. The transcript has 8 exons. Bases 1 to 930 code for a protein of 309 amino acids. Lineage: Eukaryota; Perkinsozoa; Perkinsida; Perkinsidae.
AUGCAGGUUGUCAGUGAACCUCACAAUAAAGUUAAGACCGGCAGCGACAACAACAAACAUCACAAUAAAGUUAAGACCGGCAACAACAACAACAACAACAACAACAACAACAACAUCAUCAUCAUCAUCAUCAUCAUCAUCAUCAUCAUCAUCAUCAUCAANNNNGGUUUAUCAUACCGAUUGUGCAGAUCUGCGGCCUACCGGCCUGGAUACACGAGAAGCGCUCGGAAUACGAGAUGUCGGAAGAAAAGACAGGAAGCAUACCGACUCGCGACGACUGGCAACAAGAGCGUUCCCGUUGGUCCGGAAUAUCAAGCGCCCGAGAUUCCCAAGCUCUGGUGUCAAUCGUUCGGAGGGUGGAAGCGUGGGCAUCCAGUUUGGAACCCGAAGCUGGCUGAGGCGAACGGCCUCACAACAGAUGACAUCGACGAGUUCCUGGAGAAGGCCGAGGACGUGUGGCCCACACAAGCCUUUGUUCACAUCGAGAGAGGAGCGCGGCGUGGCAGCAACGUCGAGGAAGAGAUAGAUAAUGGCUCGAGGCGUUCAAGUCGUCUUCACAAUCCUCUGGAUUUCCCAAUGGAUUACCGAGCGCCGUUCUCGGUUGAUGCGGCAUUAGGCGUGUUACACUUAGCGCAAUAUAACUGUGACAAAGCACUACAGCUACUGGGGUGCCCUGAGUUCUACACGCCGCCAGGUAACGAAGACGAUAGAGCGCAGCGGCAAAGCAUCAUGACGGUCAAAUUGAGCCUGCCGACCAAGCCGUACAACAACAAGUGGCGACCCAAGGAUAGGCGGGGACGAAUUUCAUCGACACCGCAUCCCCAGAGAACACGGCGCUUGUUGCCACCACUUUCACCGCAGUUAUCAGCAGUGAAGAACGGCGUUCGAAAUGAUCAUAGCAAUUUCUUCAUCGGUAACACACUCUUAUAGUAUCCACUGUUCAUCGUGUACUUCUUCGUAGCCUUUCUCCAUUUACCAUUAUUUG